AUGCCUCAACUUGACUUUGAACCCCUCGUCACUGACGAUACACGAAUCCUGGGUCAAGAUCCAUUGAUCCCUCCUCAACUACUCGUUUCCGAGAUCCCAAUUACGAACAAUUCUUUCAAGACCGUCGUUCAAGGACGAAAAGACGCCGUCGAGAUUAUAAUGGGUAAAUCCGAUCGUCUUUUGGUCGUCGUCGGACCCUGCUCGCUUCAUGAUCCUACUACCGCCAUUGAGUACGCAAGAAAGUUAAAGGAUCUUUCCGAGAAAUUGUCGGACGAUCUGUGCAUCAUUAUGCGUGCCUACCUCGAGAAGCCCCGCACGACUGUUGGAUGGAAAGGUUUGAUCAAUGACCCUGAUAUUGAUGAGUCAUUCAAGAUCAACAAAGGUCUCCGAAUCAGUCGUCAACUUUUUUGCGACCUCACCAGCAUCGGCAUGCCCAUUGCCACUGAAAUGCUCGACACCAUCUCCCCACAAUUCCUCGCAGAUUUGAUCUCGCUCGGUGCCAUUGGUGCAAGAACCACUGAGUCACAGUUACAUCGUGAGCUUGCAUCAGGUCUAUCUUUCCCGGUUGGAUUCAAGAACGGUACCGAUGGAAGCUUGACUGUCGCAAUUGAUGCUAUUGGAUCCGCGGCUGCUAAACAUCACUUCAUGGGUGUCACAAAGCAAGGUCUUGCUGCCAUCACUAGAACUAGUGGAAAUGAGCACGGAUUUGUUAUUCUACGUGGUGGUACCAAAGGUACAAACUUCGAUGCCGAGAAUGUUCAACUCACCAAGGAGACUUUGAGUAAGAAAGGCCAAAAGCAAGCUAUCAUGAUUGAUUGCUCUCACGGUAACUCAAACAAGGACCACCGAAACCAACCCAAGGUAGCCCAAGUAGUCGGCGAUCAACUGCGUGCUGGUGAAAAAUCCAUCAUCGGUGUCAUGAUCGAAUCCAACAUCAAUGAAGGUAACCAAAAGGUCCCUGCCGGGGGACCAUCCGGUCUCAAGAAAGGCGUCAGCAUUACCGAUGCCUGCAUCAACUGGGAAUCCACCGUCGAAGUCCUCGAGCAGCUCGCCGAUGCUAUCCGAGAACGUCGCAAGCAUUCUUCUGCUUAG
Messenger RNA from Sclerotinia sclerotiorum 1980 UF-70, 1092 nucleotides. RefSeq lists its product as hypothetical. Gene Ontology annotation, biological process: aromatic amino acid biosynthetic process. The record is from RefSeq and is a predicted model, not a curated record. The coding region runs from base 1 to 1092 and encodes 363 amino acids. The transcript has 3 exons. Gene Ontology annotation, molecular function: 3-deoxy-7-phosphoheptulonate synthase activity. Gene Ontology annotation, cellular component: cytoplasm. NCBI's taxonomy places the organism in Eukaryota, Fungi, Ascomycota, Leotiomycetes, Helotiales, Sclerotiniaceae.